CCAGGUCCCUCCCCCUUGGCGGGCGCUCACAGGCGGCGCGGGCAGCGCAAGCCCCGGAGCCCCGGAGGCCUGUGCGCCCUGAGCCGGCAUGGACCCCGAGCACUGCGCGCCUUUCCGCGUGGGGCCUGCACCCGGCCCCUAUGUGGCCUCGGGGGACGAGCCUCCGGUCCCGCAGGGAACCCCCGCCGCUGCGCCUCACCUGCACCCCGCGCCACCCCGAGGCCCGCGGCUGACCCGCUUUCCGGCCUGCGGGCCCCUGGAGCCCUACCUCCCAGAGCCGGCCAAGCCGCCCGCCAAGUACCUGCAGGACCUCAGGCCCGGCCCGGCGCUCAACGGCGGCCACUUCUACGAGGGCCCCGCGGAAGCCGAGGAGAAGACCUCCAAAGCUGCCAGCUUCCCCCAGCUGCCCUUGGACUGCCGAGGGGGCCCCAGAGACGGGCCCUCUAACUUGCAAGGCUCCCCAGGCCCCUGCCUGGCCAGCCUGCAUCUUCCUCUUUCCCCGGGACUCCCUGAUUCCAUGGAGUUGGCCAAGAACAAGAGCAAGAAGCGUCGUAACCGCACGACCUUCAGCACAUUCCAGCUGGAGGAGCUGGAGAAGGUCUUCCAGAAAACCCACUAUCCUGAUGUGUACGCCCGGGAGCAGCUGGCCCUGCGCACAGACCUGACCGAGGCCCGGGUACAGGUCUGGUUCCAGAACCGCAGAGCCAAGUGGCGGAAGCGCGAGCGUUAUGGGAAGAUCCAGGAGGGGCGGAACCCCUUCACAGCUGCCUAUGACAUCUCUGUGCUGCCCCGCACUGACAGCCACCCUCAGCUGCAGAACUCCCUGUGGGCCGGUCCAGGAUCUGGGAGCCCUGGGGGCCCCUGCCUUGUGUCUCCAGAGGGCAUCCCCUCCCCAUGCAUGUCUCCAUAUUCCCACCCCCAUGGGAGUGUGGCUGGCUUCAUGGGGGUGCCAGCCCCCUCUGCGGCUCACUCUGGCAUCUACUCCAUCCAUGGCUUUCCCCCCACCCUGGGGGGCCACAGCUUUGAGCCCUCCUCAGAUGGUGACUAUAAGUCUCCAAGCCUCGUCUCGCUCAGGGUAAAGCCCAAGGAGCCACCCAGCCUGCUGAACUGGACCACGUGAUCGGUCGUAUGGACCUGCAGAAUGAGCUGCCCACCUCCUUUUCCAUUCCCAGCCGCUCCCAGCUCACCCCUGCCUGAACACCAGGGAGGAAGCAUCUCUGCCUCCAAGCCCCAGAUGGUUCUGGAGGCCUGGGAGAGCAGCUGGCACUGUCAGCCCCCAGCAGGGAACAGGUUACAGGGUCUUUUCUCUUAGAAUAAGGUGGGGCUGCCUAGGAGAAGGGGCUUCAAAGCAGCCAGGACUCUUCCUGCCACAAACUGAGUCCCCUCACCUGAACUCUGGGCUGGAGGCAGGGAGACACUGCCCUGCUUCCCCCAGACUUUGUCCAAGUCCAUUGUCAUCUCUCCAGCUAAGACAGCUUACUUGGCUCAUCGUUCAAGGAACCCAGGAAAAUGGGAGGAGGAGGACGCCGAGUGGACUGAAGCUCUUCAUGAUGAGACGGAAACCAAAAGGGAGUCUCCCAUGAUGGGGUGGAGUCAGCCCUGCUUCCCCUCCCCACCAGCAGGGGGCGCGCUGGCAUCUGACACUAAGGAGGGUGUAAAGGCCAAGGUCAGCAUAGACUAAGGAACACUGGCUCCUCAGCUCCAGCCACCCUCACUCCUGCCCUGUGCCUGCACUCCCAGCAUGCCAUGCUCAUCUUCCCCUCCAAGGGGGCAGAAAUUCCACCAGAAAUCACCACAUAUUUGGAAUCUCUUCCAUAGGACCAGCCCAGAGCUACGCCAUGGAAAUGAUAUUGGAUGUUGGUCAGAAUAAAAUAGAUUUCCACAGACUGAGAUCCUGAUCCCCAUUUUUGUAGACACUUUUUUUUUUUUUUAAGGAGAGAAAAAAAAAAAGCUGCCCAGCAUUCUAAUAAAGGUGGUGGUGUUUUUUAUAUCAGGUGACUGUCUAUCCCCAGGGCUUGGCACUGGUUGCUUUGGGGCUGGUCUGUGUCCACGAUGCAGGCUGGCCACAACCCCUGAGGGGCUGGCGAGGAAGGGGAAGGUGGUCCUGCAGCAGAGCCCUCAAGGCGGAUGCAUGCCAGGCCGGGCUCUGUCACCUGCCUAGGGUCUCUGUGGCUUUGGCUGUGCUGGGAGGUAAGGAGAAAAGCUCAGCUCUAGGGCUGGGCUCAUGUGGCAGGGAAAACUGAGGGUUGGAAGGGCAGUAAAAAAGCUGAAAUAACUUUGUGGCUAAACUGACAAUGGACGGGAAGUGGAAUGGAAGAAAGGGGUGCCCACUGAGGUUCUGCGUUCCCCAUGGGCUGGGACCCCAGGGUGGUGGGAGUGGGGCUGCUUCCUUCCAGAUGCCCCAGGAACAUGUCUGAGCUGUGGGGCAGAGACAAAAGCCAGAACUCUUUCUUGUGGCUUCAGAGUAUUACCCAUUCUAUCCUUCAUCCUCACUUUCUGCCUUAUCUCCGAAGCCUGGAAGGCAGGAAAAAGGUCUGGCCCUCCCACCCUCCCAGUAAACACAACCACAUUGCUCAGAAGAAUUCAGCCUCAACCAGCAGCCCAGCCACCCCCACCCCACGCCUCAUCUUUCAGGCACAGAGAAACCCAAGCCCACAAAGACACGUCAGUGCUGAGCUGAUUCCAGAGGAGGGGGUGAGUCCCCCACCAGAACAGAUUUCCCAGCCAAGACAGUCGCACGUAUCCCCAGAGGAGUCUGUCUUCCCUCCCUUCCUUCCCCUUCCCUCCCUUCCUUCCCCUUCCCUCUAUACAAGGGUCUGGCUUUUGGUGAUUUCUUUCCUCUCCGUCCUGACGCUGGCUCUGAGGUCCACAGGUGUGAGCCCUGUAUCCAGGAGGGGACCCAGCAGAAAGAGGAGAGUCAGGGUAGGAAGGAGAGACAUCCCUGGCUGCCACUGAUGAACAGAAUCUCCUUCACCUGGCCAGGCAGUAAUGAAAUAGGGGCUCAAGCCAACCAUUCUGACUCCAGGGCUCACACCACUGUAUGAGAAGUUUCUUCAUCCAAGGAGUGAUCAGCAAAGUUUUGGACCUUCUUCCCCACCAAGUCAGAAAGAUAUAUAGAGAGAGUAGUUUGUUCUACAAACAUUUUUGAGUGCCAACUCAGCCUGGCAAUGUGCUGGGUGCCAGAGAUACAGUGAUAGUUGAGGAAAAAUAUGAUUCUUCUCUCUUGAGAGGGCUUAGAAAGAUGAAAGGAGGGAAGAGGAAAGGAUCUGUGAUAAACCCAAACAAAGAAACCAGAAGUGGGAAGAGACAGGAGAAAAAAUAAAGGUGAGCCAGAGGUCAAUGAAGCAAGAGUGGGAGAGGCUGGCAGAGGCUGGCAGAGGCCAGGAGGGGACCCAUGGCGGAGUGGGGGGCUCCUAGGGGAGGGCACAGGGAGGCCAGAGACUGGCUACUGGCUCUCAUCCAGGGGCAUCUGCCCACAGCUCAUAUUUUUCUGUCCAGUGACAGCUAAAUGAAGAGAAAGCUAACUUUACAACCGCCCACUUCACAUAUAAUGAAUAUGAAUGGGCAUCCCGGAGCCUGUUCUGUGGGAUUGUCUGUGAGGUGACAGGUCCUCCUACUCACUGGGCCAUCCCAGCCAGCCUGUCCCCUGGCUGGGGCAUGAGCAGCCCUUCCACCUGCUUCUCAUUAGCUGUGUCCCUCCUCCUCCCACACACCCCUAAGACACAGCCCCGUCUCCAGAUACCCCUGCCCCCAGCCUCACUCCAGAGGUAACCUCAGACCUCCGCCCAGGCCAGUGGUUCCUCAAGGCCAGGCCUGUGCUCUGGCCACCCCUUCUGGGAAGGGAAAGGGGAAGUGGCCCCUCCUGAUAUCCCAGCUGCUUUUGCUGAGGUUCCUGUCUCCCCCAGAGAAGAUGCCAGAGCCCUAAAUCUUGGUCCUGGCAGAAACAUGGACACCAGGUCAGGACUGGAGGGCCACAGCCAGGGGGCCCAUCA
Molecule: messenger RNA, 3992 nt
Organism: Nomascus leucogenys (northern white-cheeked gibbon)
Lineage: Eukaryota; Metazoa; Chordata; Mammalia; Primates; Hylobatidae
Gene: ALX3
Product: ALX homeobox 3
Biological process (GO): regulation of transcription by RNA polymerase II
Molecular function (GO): DNA-binding transcription factor activity, RNA polymerase II-specific; RNA polymerase II transcription regulatory region sequence-specific DNA binding
Source: RefSeq, a predicted model, not a curated record